CAUUCGUAAAAUAAUCUUGCAUUUCUUGCGUAAAAUAGUAAAAAGUAGACAUUUAUCGAGCUAUGUCCAACGCUCUCGGUCGUGUUUUCGUCUACGGAGGCAAGGGGGCCCUCGGCUCUGCUUGUGUAACACAAUUUAAAGCAAAAAAUUGGUGGGUUGGAAGUAUUGAUAUGAAAGCUAAUGAAGCUGCUGAUGCUAAUGUCAUAGUCAAUGGUGAUCACAGCUGGAAAGAACAAGAAACAAGUAUUCUUGCUCAAGUGAAGGAUAUUCUCAAGGAGGAAAAAGUUGAUGGCAUUAUUUGUGUUGCUGGAGGCUGGGCUGGUGGCAAUGCCAGUCAUAAAGACUUCCUUUCUAAUACUGAAUUGAUGUGGAAACAAAGUGUGUGGAGUUCUACUAUUGCUGCUAGUAUUGCUGCUCAUUAUUUAAAAGAAGGUGGAUUUUUAUCCUUGACUGGAGCCAAAGCUGCGCUUGAAGGAACUCCUGGAAUGAUCGGAUAUGGAAUGGCAAAAGCAGCUGUUCAUCAACUAACACAAUCGCUUGCUAGUAAAAGCAGUGGUCUUCCUAAUAAUUCUUUGGUUGCUGCCAUUCUUCCAGUAACUCUUGAUACCCCGAUGAAUCGUAAAUGGAUGGCCGAUGCUGAUACUAGUAGCUGGACUCCCCUUGAUUUCGUAGCUGAUCUUUUCUGGAAAUGGUCACAGAAUCAGGAACGACCAAAAAAUGGAAGUCUCUUACAAUUGAUUACUAAGGACAAUAAAACUCAAGUGAUUCCAGUCUAAACCAAUACCGAAAUGUUUUCAAAUAUUAUUAAAUAUUUACUGAGCACACUAUGGCGGCAUUUAAACAAUGAAAAAGAGGUGAAAUUGAUGAAUUAUAUUUUCUAAUAAUACUGAAGUUCAAAUGGUUGUAUAAAAUAUU
Molecule: messenger RNA, 915 nt
Organism: Chelonus insularis
Lineage: Eukaryota; Metazoa; Arthropoda; Insecta; Hymenoptera; Braconidae
Gene: Dhpr
Product: dihydropteridine reductase
Exons: 4
Coding region: 63-776 (237 amino acids)
Biological process (GO): tetrahydrobiopterin biosynthetic process; L-phenylalanine catabolic process
Cellular component (GO): cytoplasm
Molecular function (GO): NADH binding; NADPH binding; 6,7-dihydropteridine reductase activity
Source: RefSeq, a predicted model, not a curated record